Molecule: messenger RNA, 1035 nt
Organism: Phycomyces blakesleeanus NRRL 1555(-)
Lineage: Eukaryota; Fungi; Mucoromycota; Mucoromycetes; Mucorales; Phycomycetaceae
Exons: 5
Coding region: 1-1035 (344 amino acids)
Cellular component (GO): membrane
Source: RefSeq, a predicted model, not a curated record
AUGACCCCUGAACGUAAAUCGCUUCCUCGUAAUACGGUUAUCAAAUUUGUUCCUCAACAAGAAGCAUGGAUUGUCGAACGCAUGGGUAGAUUCCACCGUAUGCUCGAGCCUGGUCUCAAUAUCUUGAUCCCUAUUAUUGAUCGUAUCAAAUACGUAAAAACCCUAAAAGAAACUGCGGUUGAGGUUCCUAGUCAGAGUGCAAUUACUCAAGACAACGUAACAUUGGAAUUGGAUGGUGUACUUUAUUUCAGAAUUAUGGAUCCUUUCAAGGCUUCAUAUGGUGUGGAAGAUGCCGAGUUUGCUAUUACACAAUUGGCCCAGACUACCAUGCGAGCAGAAAUUGGUCAAAUGACUUUGGAUCGCACCUUGGCUGAAAGAGGCCACCUCAAUGCAAACAUUGUCGAUGCUAUCAAUUCUGCUGCAGAAGACUGGGGUAUCAGAUGUCUGCGUUAUGAAAUUCGUGAUAUUCAUCCUCCUGCAAAGGUUGUCGAAUCUAUGCACCAACAAGUCUCGGCUGAACGUACCAAACGAGCUCAGAUCUUGGAGUCCGAGGGUGCUCGCCAGGCUGCAAUUAACGUGGCCGAGGGUCGAAAGCAGGCCACGAUUCUGGCCUCCGAGGCCGAGAAAUCGGAAAAGAUUAACAUGGCUGCUGGUGAGGCUGAGGCAAUUCUUCUGAAAGCCCAGGCAUCUGCAAAGGGAAUCGAGGUCGUCGCACGUGCGAUCAAUUCAGACAACGGCAGCGACGCAGUGUCGAUGAGCAUUGCCGAGAAGUAUGUCGAGGCAUUCGGAAAGAUGGCCAAGGAAGGCACGACCAUGAUCGUUCCCUCGGCCACCAACGAUGCGGCCUCGAUGGUUGUCCAGGCCCUGUCGAUCUACAAGACCAUCAACAAGGCCAAGCCAUCGGGAUCUGGACCAUCAGGAUCGAAUGGUAGAGACUUGCCAAACGCACCAAAGUCAAUCAAGGAAGAAAUCACAAAUGAUCUUGUAGAAGCAGCCAAGCGAGAAUCAUCUUUCCAAGAACCUCGUGAUAACUAA